Melopsittacus undulatus (budgerigar) is the source of this 5155-nucleotide messenger RNA. It is a transcript of the gene GPM6B, whose product is annotated as glycoprotein M6B. Lineage: Eukaryota; Metazoa; Chordata; Aves; Psittaciformes; Psittaculidae. The record is from RefSeq and is a predicted model, not a curated record. Gene Ontology annotation, cellular component: membrane raft; plasma membrane. Gene Ontology annotation, biological process: neuron projection development; negative regulation of serotonin uptake. The transcript is spliced from 8 exons. The coding region runs from base 221 to 1138 and encodes 305 amino acids.
GCUCGCUGGCACUGCUCCUCGUGGACCAGUCAGCGGAGCGAAAUUGAAGCUGACAAGACUUUUCUGGCGUUUUGGAAAGGACUGUAAUCUACUGUAGGGGAGAACAGAGCCAUUCAAUCACCGCCGCUGUAAAUAGGAGACGGAAGGGAGUGAGAAAGGAGGCGAAGAGAAAAAGUGCUUGCUGGGGGGGGAGGGGGGGGCGGCAUUUUUGGUGGAUGGUAUGAAGCCAGCCAUGGAAACUGCAGCAGAGGAAAAUGCAGAACAAAGCCAAGAGAAAAAAGUGAUCACCAGACCAGAAAUGGAAAUUGGCAGGUACCACUGGAUGUACAGGAGUUCAAGGCCACACCGGUACCAUCAUGUGCCAGCAUUGAGAGGCAAUAUUAGUCCUUUGGGGAUUCAAGGUUGCUUUGAAUGUUGCAUUAAGUGCCUAGGAGGAGUGCCAUAUGCUUCACUCGUGGCAACCAUUCUCUGCUUCUCGGGGGUUGCAUUGUUUUGUGGCUGUGGCCAUGUGGCGCUCACAGGGACUGUGUCUAUCCUGGAGCAGCACUUCUCCACGACUGCCAGUGACCAUGCUUUGCUGAGUGAAGUAAUUCAGCUAAUGCAGUAUGUAAUUUAUGGCAUUGCAUCAUUUUUCUUCUUAUACGGGAUAAUCCUUUUGGCAGAAGGCUUUUAUACAACAAGUGCUGUGAAGGAGCUGCAUGGAGAGUUCAAAACAACAGCUUGUGGCCGCUGCAUCAGUGGAAUGUUUGUUUUCCUCACCUAUGUGCUUGGAGUGGCCUGGCUUGGGGUCUUUGGCUUCUCUGCUGUGCCUGUCUUUAUGUUCUAUAACAUAUGGUCAACUUGCGAAGUCAUCAAAUCUCUUCAGACAAAUGUGACAGUUCCAGGGGACCAGAUCUGCGUGGAUAUCAGGCAAUACGGUAUUAUCCCUUGGAAUGCUGUACCUGGCAAAGCCUGUGGCCCGAUUCUAGAGAACAUCUGCAACACGAAUGAGUUCUACAUGUCUUACCACCUGUUCAUUGUGGCUUGUGCUGGAGCUGGUGCCACCGUCAUAGCAUUGCUGAUCUACAUGAUGGCUACUACAUAUAACUAUGCUGUUUUGAAGUUUAAGAGUCGGGAAGAUUGCUGCACUAAAUUCUAAAUUGUAUAAGCCCAGUAAAGAGCUGCAUUGCGUAGCUUGAAAUACCACUGACACCCUAGGCUGAAAGUCUAGCUUUCUGAAUUUUGUGACAGUAAUUGUAAAUAGCUUCAAUAAGCAUCAUUUAGCUGAUCAGAUUAAUAAAAUGAUUUCUUGUAUAUGAACUAUGAUGUGGAUGAGAUCUGGCUAUUCUUUCAUGUUGAGAGGAUUCAGUUACUGUAGGGGUGUUUCUAAAGCAUCCUUCUGAAGAUGGGAUGUUUUCAGUUCAAGUCUCCACUGGCUUUCUAACAGUCAUCUCUAAAACAAGUACUGGAACAGUUCAGGGUCAGAAUUGUUAAUUUAUUCUUCAUCAAAUACAACCCCCUCCCCAGCAUACAAAAUAUAUAUGAUGCAAAAGAAAAGGAGUUAUAAGGUAGUGCCAAUCUCUUUCAGCAGAAAUCAGAAGGCCAGGUAUCAAUGGACUAAUUGGCUUGUGUUUCCAGUGAUUCCAUGGAUGAAGAAGUUAAUUAUUUCCUCUUACUUCUGUUUCAAGUAACUGCCAAAUCACACUCUCUCUGGCAGGAACAUCCUUUGCAUUAACUCUGCGUAAAACAAUCACAUUCUUUCUUUUAGACCCUGAACUAGUAAGAACGAGUUUACAAAUAGCUUCUGCUCUUGUACAGCUUGCACUUUAGUAACUGAUUUCUCAGUAGCCAGAUCUCAAAAAUGUAAGUAUGACUGCACGGGAAGCAAAACCAUGCAUAGGCCAGAGAGAUUUUUUUUUUUACACUGUUAGGGAAAAGAGGGAAAAAAAGUGAAUCAGUGUUUUCAGAUGUAGAUUUUGUUGCAUGAAGUGUGGUGAAAAGAAGUUGGGAAGAGACGAAGGCACAAACUAGAAAAAAUCUACCCGGUAACUAAACGAAAAAGAACCGGUUGCUACAUGUGGUACAAAACUCUUCACCUGAGGUUAGACAAUGGAAAUUUAAAAUGUAGCUAUAAAAGUACACGAUUAAGACUUCUUAACCCGGAGAUUGCAUGCUUUUGCUUAGUUUUGGAUUCAUGUUUUGUUGUUUAAUUUUUCACUCUGUUACUGUAGCCUUGUUCACGUAAAUAAAACUGUUUACAGUUGCAGGCUUUUUCCAGGGGGAGGGUGGAAUUCUCAUCUGCUUGUUGGGGGAAAAGACUUGCCGGGAUCUGGGCUUGGAUAUGCGUAACCAGCACAACCUCAGCCAGCAGUUCUCCUGAGCACCUCGUAGUUUAUGGAUGCCGUGUCUCGCCACGUACAAAACCUUUUUCCUGCUUCCCCCAUUCUGCAUUUUAAUUGAUACGUACAACUCUGUAGCUCAUUUUGUUACUGUUCUACUAACUGCCUCUAAAUUGUGAAUAACUGACUGAAGUGUUAGCAUGCCAGAUCCUAGAGACCUGUGGAAAUAGCCUUUGUGCUUGUUUUCAUAACAGAAUGCUUAUUAACGUAGAGUAACUUUAUUUUUUUUGGUUGUUGUUUCAAAGAGCGUCUAUUAAUCUAACUAGCAGCUUGCUUUGCCUCUUGACAUGCUCACUAGCCAUCAUGCUCACCCUUCUCUUCCAGAUCCACUUCCUCAUGAUACUGUCUUCUAACUGGGCCUACUUAAAGGAUGCCAGCAAAAUGCAGGCCUACCAAGAUAUCAAAGCAAAAGAAGAGCAGGAGCUUCAGGAUAUCCAGUCUCGGUCAAAAGAGCAACUCAAUUCUUACACAUAGAUGUUUGCCACAGUAAUUCCACAGAAGAAUUCCUGUAGCUCUGACAAAUCAACAAAUAGCUGCUCUGCAGUACAGAUGUGUGUCUACCAAACAAAGUUAGAAGUGCAAAAGCUUCACAUUCCAGCUCCUGGAACACUUUCAUAGGGAAAUCUUCCUGUGGGUAAUCUUCCAUCCUUUCUUAAAGAGAAUGGAGGUUUUAUUCCAGGCAUUUUAAAAGGCAACACUUCACACUAAGUGACCAAAUUAUUCUUCUUCCAGACUUCUGAUAUUUAGCAUUUGAUGUGUUCCUACAGCCCUGAGCCCUGCACAGAGCUGUGGCAGGUGCUCCACACCAGCAGGCAGCUGCCCGCUGUGCAGACCUUAGGCAAAGGCCUGAAGUCUCCCGAGCUGCAGCAGGGCUGCCCUGGAACAUUCCUGGCCUGGGCUGCAGGAACAGCGCCCUGCUCUUGUGCCACACUUUUCUAUGAUGAAGCAGUUGCGCUCCUGUGCUCACAGGAGUGUUGAGUAGAGGCCCCAAGUUUUAAUCUUUUUACUACGUAUUUAAUGGAAUGUAGAUCCCUGGGUCUGGAUAAUGAUCCCCUUCUUGGAAAAUAAAUGUCAGCUUCGCCUUAAUAUUUAUUUUCUAUAAAUGUCUUAGCAUUUAUAUAAUGGCAGGAGACCAUUAUCCUACAUUUUAAGUAUGUGAAAAGUGUUACCUUAUUAAAAUGACACUGAUCUGACUAUUCCAAAUGAGUGGAUGAGAAAGUUUGCAGAGAUUUACACAAACAAUACAAAUUACAGCCAUAAAGCAGAAUACAGGUUGUCCACCUUUCUCUAUCUUGGUGCUUAGCAAAUUUAUUAUAGUCAGUGCUUCUGUGUUUUCCUUUUUACAAAUGAUUUAGCACAUUAAGAAAAUGUGGUGUUCAGAGAAACAACAACAAACAAACUGGUGCCAUUUUAAAGUCAUUUUCCAUAGAAGUCUGCCUUCUAAUUAAUGUUUUUUUUCAGAAGCAUUCAGUGAUAUCUUGAGUAUUAGUGAUGGUAUAUUUGGUGUUUGUUCUAUAUGAUAUAUAUAUAUAUAUAAAUGUUGGGGGGGGAAUAAAACACAUCAGCAUUUGAAAAAAUUAAAUAUUCAAGUCAUACCCAUGUUAAGCUGACGUGUGGUUUGAUAGUUUUGACUGUUUGCUGAAUAUAAAGCAAAGGCAGCACAAAUUCCUUCAAGUCAGUAUUAAGAGAAAGGUGUUUUGGGGGGUAUUAACUUCAAAUAGAAUCUUUUUUUUUUAAAUGUUGAAGUCUAAUUUGACAGUUUCAAAACAGGGGCAAAGUAAGUUGAUCAAUGUAGAGCAAAUAUGACAAAAUAGCCUAGUGUAUGUUCUUACCUGUUGCAUGAAGGAGACAUUUCUACGGCAAUGCAGGUGAUGUUCUAGCCCAGUGUUUGCAUAAGGGUAAAAUGGAGGCAGUGUCUUAAAGCCUAAUUCUUUUCUAAUUCAGUGUAGCUAUGACUGGGAGUUUUUGAAGUUUUGUUUAAGUAGUCUAAUAUUUUUAUGUAAAGAGCAUUAAAUUUUGCUAUGUAUAAAUUUUUGUAACCUAACAGUGAAUCAAUAUUUUCUAUCAGUGCCAAGGGCUUCCUGUAGUUACAUCCAAGUGUUAAAAUAAAUAUUUGUAGAUAAUAGAAAACACUUGUGUACGCUUAUUUGAAAACAGACUUACAGCUGCUCCGUCCUGGUGCACCUUCAGGCUUUCUGUCUCUGUCUGAAGUUAAAGAUGUUUUCUUCAGGAGUAUCCAGGUGCUCCUGUAGUGGAAAGGGAGGCCCUGGCGGCGUACGCUUCAGCGUGGCAAAUCAGCAGGUGGCUCUAGCACAAAGUGGUGGUAGUUGUUCCUGGCCAGCAUAAUGCAACAAGCACUACCUGUCCCAUUCUGGGCAUCAAACAGAAGGCCUCUCAGAAAUAUCCAAAGUGCCAGCGUUGCUGCAGCACCAAAUUAAGCAUCAUGUAAAAUUAGACUUGCCACCAGAUUACAUACUAGCUUGAUUUCUAAAAGCAAAGUUUAUUUCUGUCACAUUUGUGGUACACGUUUCAGCUUCUGAUGAAUUCAAGACAGAGCUUUGUUUUUUGCCCCUAAAUUCUGUCAAACUUGGCUUCAUGUUCCUGUAGCUAGGUCAAGUUGAGCAGCCUCAAAUGCAGUGCAAGUUGUAAUAUAUGCUGCCACUCAAAAUCACUUCAUUGAUAAAAAUACUGUAUUUUAUACUGUAAAUAAAGUUUAAUGAUCUUGCCUAUAAUCUACCUACAAAAUACAAAGCUUAAAUAAAGAUGAGUUAAAUAGC